AAGUACAAGUACAAACAGCCAGGGUGCGGACUGUUUUAUUUCCUGUUCGCGACGAAGACUGCACAGACGUUUUCUCUUCGAGUAGGCGUCUGUCCGGACUGCGCACGAACCAUAUCUAGUAGAUUUGGAAGUAAGAAAGUUGCACUCUGAUAAAAGUGACUGACGAAAAGUCUGUGAGAUUGUUCGACGUCUGGUUUAGCUUGUUCGGCAUCUAGAAUGGAUGCCGGAAAAAGAGUGAACACAUACCUGUUGAUGGUGUUCGCCUUUCUGUUGGUUUCAUUUGCCAAGUUUCCAGUCAAAGCUCAAACUGAAGGUGGCUACGAUCUGGUUUUUGUAACCAACCUGGAAAAUCCUCCAUCUAUUUUCGUCGCUCCGGCCGACACCUUCAAUUUCACCCUCAUCCCCGGCUUUGAUGAUCAUGAACACGUUCUUCGCCCAGUUGCCAUUGACUAUGACCCUGUGGACGGCAUGGUGUACUGGACGGAUGUGCAGCGUUCAAGCAUCACUCGUGCCUUUGUGGAUGGGACAGGCUCGGUAGUUCUCUUGAGAGAUCUUAGUCAACCUGAAGGAUUAGCUCUUGACGUGGAGAAUCGUGUGAUGUAUUGGACCGAUACCGGCAGUGAUCUCAUUGAGAGUGCUACGUUGGAUGGGCAAGAAAGAUCCGUGGUUUUCAAUUUGACAAAUUCGUCCGUCGGAGCCGUGGAACCCAGGGCAAUUGUUGUAGAGGUCACGAACGGGCUGCUCUUCUGGACGGAUUGGGGUUCCUCACCAAAGAUUGAACGCGGAAACACCAAUGGAACCUCCCGAAUGACGCUGGUUAAUUCUGGACUUUUGUCUCCAAAUAGCAUUAUAUUGGACGUACCAGGUGGAAGAAUGUAUUGGUGUGAUGCUGGCUUAGACCUCAUCGAAUCCACUGACUUUCUGGGCCAAAACCGCAUCUCCAUUGCUUCCUUUUCAUCAGAUAACAUCAAUCCCUUUGACAUUGCAUUAUACCGAGGGAGUUUGUACUGGACAGACUUCAAUUAUGAAACAAUCAUCAAGAUUACAUUAGAACCUAUAGGGGUUUCAUUGGUUUCAUCAAGCGACUUAACAAAACCAUUAGGACUACACAUUCACUUGGACACUUUUGCAAAUCACAAUUGCGUAGACAACAUGCCUUGCAGGGCAGGCGAACGUUGCCGUCAGUUCCAUGACCACUACCAGUGCAUCUGCAAAGAUGGCUUGGCGGGAAAUAACUGCCAACUGGCUAAUCCAUGCAGUGGCGUACUUUGCUCUAAUGGAGGAUCGUGUUUCUUGUCUUCAAGUAAAGACAAUGCGUAUUUCUGCGGGUGUCCUGAAAGAUACCUUGGGGCCAACUGUGAAGUAUUUGAUGAUCCCUGCACAAGUAACCCCUGUUGGAAUGGAGGAAGUUGUCUUGGUUCGUCAGCUGGGUUUACUUGUGCUUGUCCCCUUGGAUUCAUCGGAAUAUUCUGUGAAUCGCAGAGCCAUCCUUAUGACUUGGUAUUUGUGACCGAUCUGAAUCCUCCAGGGAUUUAUGUCGCGCCCACAGACACCUUCAAUUUCACUCUCAUCCCGGGUUUAAAUGGUAGCCAUAGCAACAUAAGUCGACCAGUCGCCAUUGGCUACGACCCAGUAGAGCGCAUGGUGUUUUGGACCGAUGUCGCCUUGUCGACUUUAAGCCGUGCCUUUUUGGACGGGAGUGGAGUGGAAGUUCUCUUCACGGAUCUACAGACUCCAGAUGGUUUGACUGUUGAUGUUGAGAAUCGUGUGAUGUAUUGGACAGAUACUGGCAGUGAUCUGAUCGAGAGAGCUACUUUGGAUGGUCGGGAACGAUCAGUGGUUCUCAACUUGACAAAUGCUUCCCUCGGAGAUAUACAACCAAGGGGAAUUGUAGUCGACCCUGCUAACAGUAAUUUGUACUGGACUGACUGGGGUACUGCACCAAAGAUUGAACGAUCUGGCACAGAGGGCUCAGGUCGUCGCGUACUCAUCGAUACGAACUUAAUGUGGCCGAAUGGUAUAUCCCUUGAUCUGGAAGGGGGAAGGAUGUACUGGUGUGAAGCUGGUUUCGACCGCAUCGAGUACUCGGAUCUCUUAGGCCAGGGUCGGACUGUUCUUGUCGACCUCACCAGUCUCGGCAUUCAUCCAUUUGAUCUCUUUGUCUACUAUGACUUCAUUUACUGGUCUGACUGGACAUCAUCCAGCAUUUUGCGUGUUGAGGCUUCGGGACGGCUGAUGGGGAAUCACGGCUCGCAAAGCUUUGGACGACCUGGAGGGAUUCACAUAUUUAAAGACAAUCUUCCUCCUACUUUCACCACCGGUUGCCCGAGCAACAUACUUCGUCUUGCUGACAACAACCAGAGGUCUGUCCCCGUGUCGUGGCCCGACUUGAGAGCCUCCGAUCCCAGUACACCAUUGCUAUGGAGCUCCACUCAUCAACCCGGUGACAUGUUCUCAGUCGGAGGGGUUACCAUGGUAACAUACACAGUGACCGACCAAGCCGGCAACGCUGCUAGUUGUAACUUUACUGUGACGGUGACUGCGGUGGAUCUAGUGUGCCCAGCAAAUUUCACAGUCGAUGCGAAGCCAGGUUCCACCAGAACCAGUGUGAACUGGAUGGAACCGGUUGUAACUGGAUGGGACGGACCAACCAACUUCACCUCAAGCCUCAGUCCUGGCGUUGAACUCCAGAUAGGUAGCCAUGUUGUCAACUACCGGCAGCAGUUUGAGUAUGGCCUGAAUCUGAAUUGCUUGUUCUCGGUUCAGGUUAUCGGUUUUUGUCCAGCCAGCACCACGAAUGAUGCUCUUCAUGGUCGGUUGAUGUGGCUUGCAACAAGAAGAGGCAGAACAGCAGAGUCCUUCGAGAGAUGCCCGCUCAUGACAUCAAAAGCUGGGGAUCCGUUAGCUGUUCGCAACUGCUCCGUUUUAGCUCCGCCGGACUAUUUUCAAUGGGGAAACCAUGUACCUCAAAGUUGCGGAGAAGAAAGGAAUGAAGUAACUCUGGAAGACGCCACUGAUAUUGAUGUCAGUCUAGGGAACGUGAAUGAAGUGGUUGAGUUUCUGGCCAAUGAGACGUCAGAGUCAUCUGAAAGUGCAGAAGAUGUGGAAGCAGUCUCCACCAUUUUGAUGAAUAUUGUCGGGGCAGGAUCAGGAGAUACGGAGGUAACCGAGUUGGUGAUACAGACGGUAAGCAAUGUCAUCAUGAGUACCAGCCAGGCUCCUGACUCCCAGACUCCCGAGGUCAAUGCUGGCAGCUCCUCAGCCAUCGUUCAGUCUGUUGAGGCUCAAGUUGCCUUGACUCUGAGACAAGAGGGUCCAGUCAGUAUACAACAGGACACCAUCCACGUUGAGGCAGUCAGUCUACCCCCAAUGCAGGUUAGCAAUGGACUCACCUUUGUGUCUGCUCCAAAGCAGCAGACCGGACAGUCUUCACCGCAGGAGGGCAGUCUUGUCGGCACUGAGGUCACGACCUUGGUGAAUGCCAGCAAGGCGCCUCAAGAUGUGAUAGCUUCAAUCCGGUUACCGGCUAAUAUUGUCAAGUUGAUACAGGCCGGCAAUGAAAAUGGUUCCCAGCCGCUGCGGGCGAGUUUCAUUGUCUAUGCUGAUGACACCUUGUUCAAGUCAGCUCUGAUCAAAGACUCCCCAGGGAAGAACGGCUCCAGCCUCCGGGUUGCUGGGUCCGUUGUCUCACUGACUGUGGAAGACGUUGAGUUGGUCAACCUCACCGAACCAGUGGUCGUCCAAUUCAAGGCACCGGCCAAUAAUGAAACGGAGGGAAAUAGAACCAUCGAGUGUGUCUUCUGGGAUUUCGAUCUGAGUGACGGAGUCGGCGAUUGGUCAACAGCGGGUUGCUUGCUGGCAAGAGAGACAAAUGAUACAGUGUCCUGUAACUGCAGCCAUGCGACCAACUUUGCCAUUCUCGUGAAUGUCCAUGGACAGAAGGAAACAAGUAAAGUAUUCCGGGAUGUUUUGAAUAUCAUAACCAACGUCGGUUGUGCCAUCUCCAUCAUUGCACUGGUCAUCACCUUGACUGUGUAUCUAGCGAUCAAGAAACUGCGAACUGGCAAAUCUCGUCAGAUCUUCAUCCACUUGUUCUUUGCCUGGCUGAUAUUGUACAUCGUGUUCCUUGCUGGCAUCGACAACGCAAAGGGUACUGGAGGUGGUUGUGUGUUCGUUGCAGCUUUACUCCACUACUUUGUCUUAUGCACUUUGAUGUGGACGGCUGUUGAAGCCAGGAACAUGUACGUGAGUGCGGUGAAGGUGUUCCCAGAAGACACGCCUCACUACAUGCUCAAGGCUUGCCUCAUCGCUUGGGGAUCUCCACUGAUUGUUCUGACGAUCACCUUGGCUGCAGCAACUGAUCACUACAGAAACGAGCAUUACUGCUUCCUUGAGCCUGAUCUUGUGCUGUACCUCGGCCUCCUUGCUCCCAUUGGUCUCAUCCUCAUCCACAACAUCAUCACCUUCAUCUUAGUCAUGCGCAGCAUCCUGAAGGUCCAGGAGGCAUCUCGCUCCCAGCAGAUCUCCAAACGCCUCCAGAAUGCCGUGGGAAUCUCCACCCUCAUGGGGUUGACCUGGAGUUUUGGGUUCCUGGUCGUCAUCGACGGAUCGGAGGCCUUCCAGCUCAUCUUCUGUCUGGCCAACUCCUUUCAGGGCCUGAUUGUCUUCAUCAUGUUUUGCGUGCGACGUGAAGAGGUCCGCACCGCCCUCGCACCGUACAUGAAGCGCCUCUGCUGCAGUCGCACCUGUGAUGUACAGGUGCCUUGGAAAAAGAAUAGGGCAAACGACCCGCCCAUGUUGUCUGAAUCGGUGCCGAGUUCACCAUCGUCAACUGCCCACACUGCUGAAUUUGACAUGUCCGUGUCAGGACCCUAUUAGUGAGAGGCAGGCUUCAAUACUCGCUGUCUGAAGCGUCAAUCUUUAAAGUCUACUUAUAGAAUACUUAUUACCUUAACAUGCACAACAUUACUGGACCGAGCUCUGUCUAAUGUGGAUUUCUUAGUAUAGGUAUUUCUCUAGCACUUAACUGGUUUGUAACUCUUCACUCAGUUUCUGAUGUGAGGCAGGUGGCUCUGGACAGUAACGCACAUACAUUGGGGAUAGCCUGACUGUAUGAUUAUGGAGCUAUAAAAAAGGCUCCAUGGUACGAUCAAGGACAAACCAUGCACUCCCGCCGUAUGUGCGAACAUAUUUGGUCGUCAACUGAUUGAGAAGCCUUUAUCUCAGAAGGCUGCUCAUGAAUGCGUCGCGAAAGCCACAUUAGACUGGGCUUGGUUCCGUAAUAAAAUGGUAGGUGGCACUGACAUGAACACCACACGCACCCACAUCGGGGUUUAUUGGGUACCACUAUUAUCUACUUUGCUUCCCCACCAUUGUUCGCCUGUGUUUCUAUUUGAAAUCGCUAAUGCUAUGGCUUUUCUGAUGUGCGGUACCAAGAUAUCUAAAGACCAACUUGUAGGAUACUACCCUCCCCAUUGUUGCUCUCUGUUCUCAGUACCCCGUAAUAAGUACCCAUAUGUAUUAAUACAUACUCGUUGGCACGUUUGUGCCAGCUAAAUUUAUUUGAAAUCCUCGAAAACAGACUUGUUACGCCUUUGUGUAAGGCUUCAGGCACCAUUUGAUUACACAGGCAUGUCCUUUCCAGUGAGCUUCCCCAAUUUUUCCGUUAUUACCAUGCAAGGAGUACUUGUCCACAAAGUCCAUAACCACCACUGGAUAAAGUGACAGGUGCACUCAAUCUGUGACUGCCUCGUGUACAUGGCAAUGCAGGCAUGCAUGAUUUGCUGAUUGGCAAUUCUCGGCAACUGUGCAGAAUUGUGCAGGCACUUUGCAGACAAUGUGCAGACAUACUUAAGCUUGACCUUGCUAAUAAUCUCCAGGGGCCAAUUUCAUGGGACUGCUAAGUUCACAAAUUUGCUUAGCACAAAAAAAGUCUGGCUUGCAAAAACAGGUUGCCAGCCAAAACUCCAUGAGAUGUAUAGUGCUCGUGAUUAGUAUUCAGCUGUUGUAAAUUUGCUAUUGCAUGAAAAUCGCGUGGAGUUUUGGCUGGUAAACUGCUUUUAUAAGACAGGUUUUUUUGUGUGCUAAGCAAUUGUUUUUACUUAGCAGCACCGUGAAAUUGGGCCCUGAUUACUGUGGAGGGGGGGGGGUGGUGGUUUUAUUUUAAAGACUUAAGCAAUGUACUAUAAGAAACGAAAUCAUUGCAUUUUAAAAAACCAGCAGUUGUAUAUAAUUAUUGGUUGCAGAAGGAGGAAUAGUCGUACUCGUACGACAUUAUUAUCAUCAAUAUCAGUUUUUUAUAUGUAAGCUAGUUCUUUUUAUGUAAGCUAAUUAAGUUUUUCUAGUUAUUGCUUCGUUUGGUUUCCAGGUUUUUUUGUUAACUCCGCUCAUAACUGUUGAUUUGAGUGAUUCAAAAUGCAGUGAAGAGUUAAACAAAACAAAAACCAGCCAACUGCUUAAUAUAUGAAUGCCAUUUGACAGUGUCAAGGGAAAAUACAACACUUUAUGAUUUGCAAACAUCGAAAAAUAAACUACCAAGUUUUUGCGAAAUACCUUACUAGGAUGUUGUUAAAUGGCAGUCUAAAGCAUCCUGUAAAAUUAUGGCACCUGAUGUAAAGUCGUUUUCAAGAAAAUGGUAUUUUUGUGUACAUUUCCUACGGUGGUCGGCCGACCACCGUUGGAAAAACUUACAUUAUCUUUAUUCAUUUCCAGUAAUUCCUUUUCUUUUUAUAUUUAAAUAUUUUUAAGUUCUAACUUUUGGCUUCAAAUACUUUUUAUAUUAGUAUUUGUAUUUAUAUUUAUUUACUCUGUACACAACUUGAUGAGGAGUGGCAGGUCUUUGGCCACAGUGAUUGUUAUCGCUUUUGCCUCUCCUAUGCCCAUCUUGUAUGUGAUGAAAAAGAAUUGGCAUGAAUAAAUAAUAAUGAUAAUAAUGUAAUGGAGAUCAAUAGUUAAAACACAGAGCAAGUCGAGAACUGUGCCCGGUUAUCUUUCAAUCAUUGUAGGAAGUUUCGAAUUAAUUAAAUUAAAUCGAAUCGAAAAAAAGCAACAACAAAA
This is a messenger RNA of Patiria miniata (bat star), 7056 nucleotides long. RefSeq lists its product as uncharacterized. Bases 217 to 4878 code for a protein of 1553 amino acids. Lineage: Eukaryota; Metazoa; Echinodermata; Asteroidea; Valvatida; Asterinidae. The transcript is spliced from 26 exons. Gene Ontology annotation, biological process: cell surface receptor signaling pathway; G protein-coupled receptor signaling pathway. Gene Ontology annotation, molecular function: G protein-coupled receptor activity; calcium ion binding. Gene Ontology annotation, cellular component: membrane. The record is from RefSeq and is a predicted model, not a curated record.